Molecule: messenger RNA, 1197 nt
Organism: Protopolystoma xenopodis
Lineage: Eukaryota; Metazoa; Platyhelminthes; Monogenea; Polystomatidea; Polystomatidae
Source: the annotation of a GenBank genome assembly
AUGCAUCCAGAACGGCUUCCGACUCUGCCAUCCAUCAUUCAAGUUUUGUCGCCCUGUUGUCAAGUCGCACCCGGCCAGGCAUUGUCUAACAGCCCUGAUCAUACCUUUGUCUCAACCACAACUUGUCUGAGCUGCAUUUGUUCUACAAAUCUCUCCGAUUCCCACUCUGUUAGAUCAGUCGAUGUACCGACUUAUCAGCUCUCAGCUCAGCAACAGCUUCAUCUUCCAACGUCGAUCCAUUCAUAUUCCUCGAAUUUCGCCAACAACCAAAUUCGGCAUCCAAGAGCUGGUUUACCUGAGCCUACACGACUUGCCGGCCCUGGGCAUUCUGACGAUGUUAUUGGUAGAGAUGUUGUUUCCCGUGCUCCCUUAAACGACGAGCUCAAAUCGCCUCUUUCGCUGCAACAGGUCUCGGCAUAUUUACCUAGUCAUUUAGAGUCAUCAACAUUCCCACUAUCGUCACACGGACAGCAACGACCACAUGGAAUUUAUCAAAAUCACCAUCCAAAUCAAAAUCUUCAUCAGCUUCAGCACCAGCAUCAAGCUUCAUUGAUACAGCGCCGUCGGCGGCAGUUGGUUUCUUCGGGGAACCGAUCAUGUUCUCGUAAUUUACUCGCCUCUUCAGGAUUCGACUUAUUUUCACCAGUUGAGACUAACCCUCAACCUUCUAGACUCUCGGCUUUUCCAGCCAUUCCCCCUCUGUUGUCUGCGCCGCCCCUUUACUCUCCCUCUCGCAGAGCUUAUGACUUACCCACUUCAAUCAUGCCCACUACGUCCAAUCCCAUCCUUAUCGCUCCUCAUCCAUUGUCCCUCAUACCAAGUUCAUCUGCUCAAUCGACGGGACCUGUACAGACUGUGGAAGCCUGCGAUUCCGCCCUCUCCGAAAAGCGUUUGGCCUCUCUAAACCGAUAUGGAUUGCAGCUAGAGUUCGGACUUGGCUCUUGCCCGGAUUCCCGAAUUGAAUCCAGCCUUAUUCCUGCGCCUGGUUAUGAUCUCAAGUCCCGGAUUCCUCCUAAACCUAACGCAAGCAGUGGAUCUAAGUUAGAAUCCUUGCAUAAGCUAAACUCACCCGAUGCAUUUAAGUCGGCUUCUCAGAUCACUCAAAAUAAGAGGCUGAGGUGCUAUCUGGAACUACCUGCAAAAGUCAAGGAUCCUAUCGACUGCUCUCUUCCACAACAAUCGGCUGCUGAGGGUUAG